Schistocerca serialis cubense is the source of this 513-nucleotide messenger RNA. RefSeq names its product DBF4-type zinc finger-containing protein 2 homolog. Bases 1 to 513 code for a protein of 170 amino acids. The transcript has 2 exons. Lineage: Eukaryota; Metazoa; Arthropoda; Insecta; Orthoptera; Acrididae. The record is from RefSeq and is a predicted model, not a curated record.
AUGACGGCGUCCUCGACUACGGAAAGCUGCCUGCCGCCCCCGGGCGAGCUGCCUGCCGCCCCCGGGCGAGCUGCCUGCCGCCCCCGGGCGAGCUGCCUGCCGCCCCCGGGCGAGCUGCCUGCCGCCCCCGGGCGAGCUGCCUGCCGCCCCCGGGCGAGCUGCCUGCCGCCCCCGGGCGAGCUGCCUGCCGCCCCCGGGCGAGCUGCCUGCCGCCCCCGGGCGAGCUGCCUGCCGCCCCCGGGCGAGCUGCCUGCCGCCCCCGGGCGAGCUGCCUGCCGCCCCCGGGCGAGCUGCCUGCCGCCCCCGGGCGAGCUGCCUGCCGCCCCCGGGCGAGCUGCCUGCCGCCCCCGGGCGAGCUGCCUGCCGCCCCCGGGCGAGCUGCCUGCCGCCCCCGGGCGAGCUGCCUGCCGCCCCCGGGCGAGCUGCCUGCCGCCCCCGGGCGAGCUGCCUGCCGCCCCCGGGCGAGCUGCCUGCCGCCCCCGGGCGAGCUGCCUGCCCAAAUUAGACACUUGA